UCUGUGACGUCACUGCGUCAUAUCCGCGCAUGUGCGCUUCACAGGAGAUAAACAAACCUGAGCGAGCCGCGAUCAGCUGACGUCCGCCGAAGCAACAGUCACAUUCAGUUGUGACUAUGGGGAAGUCAAUUUCCCACCUCACCAAGCAGAAAGGCCAUGACGAGGACAGGCUCUCCUCUCCGGACGACGCCCAAACUGAGGAUGGCAAGGACGGAGACGUCUCCCAGUUUCCUUAUGUGGAGUUCACAGGACGGGACAGUGUGACGUGUCCAACGUGUCAGGGCACAGGGAGGAUACCCAGAGGACAAGAAAAUCAAUUGGUGGCAUUGAUUCCAUAUAGCGACCAAAGGCUACGGCCCAGGAGGACGAAGUUGUAUGUCUCGGCGUCAGUGGUGGUCUGCCUGUUACUGUCCAGUCUGGCCGUCUUCUUCCUCUUCCCUCGCUCCAUCGACGUCUCCUAUGUUGGGGUGAAGUCUAUUUUCGUCAGCUACGACCAAGACAAGCGCAGCGUCUAUCUCAACAUCACAAACACUCUGAACAUUACCAACAACAACUACUACUCAGUGGAGGUGGCCAACAUCACAGUCCAGGUGCAGUUUGCCAAGACAGUGAUCGGUAAAUCCCGCAUCAAAAACAUCAUUGCCAUCAGCCCUCUGGACAUGAAACAGAUUGAUUACAUGGUUCCCACCAUCAUCGCAGAUGAGAUGAGCUACAUGUAUGACUUCUGCACGCUGCAAACCAUCAGGGUUCAUAACAUUGUCCUCAUGAUGCAAGUGACCGUCACAACAACGUACUUUGGCCACGUGGAGCAGGUGUCUCAGGAGAUGUACCAGUAUGUGGACUGUGGAGGGAACACCACCUCUAUCAGAGAGAUGACCGAGCCGUUCAACAUCCCACAUCCUGCUGAGUAGCCCCCACCUUUGUGCUCCUCACUGGUCCUGACUCAGGCCCUGGAUGGUCAACUUAGGUGGUUUAGGGUGUUCCCACUUCUCUUAUACCCUCAGGGUCUAACAAUCUGCUGUUCACAUGAUAGUUGGGGGUGUAGUCCGAAACCAACACUAACAGAAAUCCACACUAUGAUAAGAAAUGCACCCAGGGAAGUUCAAAAAUCAAAAUUGUGUAGAAGCACAUUGCAUUCAGCAAAGAAAGCAAAUCAGCACAACCUUAUGAUUCCAGCAGAGCGUUGCUAAUUAAGAGAUCUGUAUCCAAAAUAUGUUUUUGUCCAAAUUACAAGUGAACUCUUAAUUUUCACAAAAAUCCCAAUCCCGAAAUUAUAAAGCAUUUCUAAAAUGACAAAAUCAUUACCUUGAAAUUAAGAGAGGAGAAUUUGCUGCAAUAUGAUAAAGUUAGAUUUAGUUAAAUCAUAGAUAUUUCAUAAUGUAAACAAAAUAUUUUUUUAACUCGGGUCCUUCUAAUUGUGAGGUACGCUUCUCAUCUGAAGAUACAGAGCUUAUAUUUGUGAGUCUAUUUUAAUGAUAUAAUAAUUUCAAAUCUCAGAAUGUUGAAAUAAGAAUCUCAUUGUCAUGAGACACUAACAUAUAAUUCUACCCAACGUCUCAAAUCUUCUCUCCCUGGUGAAUGCGGUGUGCUCUCCACAAUGUCGACCGGUUUAGGUGGCCUGCCAUUCAUUUGCAAAAUUGGGCGAGUGUUUGAUAGUCCAGGUGCAGUUCUGACUUCUCAGUUCUCUUUUCCACCCGUUGUAGCGUAUGAGAAUGUGAGCCGAUGAGUUUUAUCUUUCACCACCAUCUGAAAGCAGUUCAUUUCUAUUUCAGGACUGUUCAUUUUAUCUCUAAUAUAAGUGCCAAAAUAAUACCUGAAUUUCAGUCGCAACUUUUUUCGAUACCUUAGUUUGCAGUGUUGAAGUUUGAUGCCAGAACUAAUUUCAAUAUAAGAAGUGGUGGCACGUGUCGUUUGCAUGAUGUAAGAUUCAUUUAAUGGAUACAAGAGUCACCAUCAUAUCUCGUAUCUAGUAGCCUAAAGGGUUGUUGUGAUUCCUCUCCGUUUAACCUGCCCCACAUGCUAAAAGUUAAGUAUUGGAUUCAAUGUAUUCUAAUGUCAAAUGAAAUAUCAAAACUUCAUCAUUAUUAUUUCACUUCCAAUCAAACCAUAAUGUGUUUCACAGGUCUAUAUAUAAGGCACUUUUUAUUAUUGGUCUCAACUUCACUAAAACUUGUGUAUCCACUACAGUGUGUUGGGCUCUGUGAAGAUGAGUCAUGAAAACAUGGUGUGAUUACAGCACAAACAUAUACAGAUGCUGUUCUGUUGGAUACUGACAUAAGUAAAUUUUAUCCAUAGUAUCUGCUUUGAUUUUUUUUUUUUACAUUCUGCUUACUUGCACAUCGUAGCUCUUGGCUGUCAGGUGCUCAUUAUUGGUUUGUUGCUAAAAUGGAGGCUUUCCUGUUGCAUUCCAGUAGAACAUUCUGACGGUGGCAGGUUGUCACAAUUUUUAAUGUCUGUGCGUUGUACUUGUCCAUCUUUUAAGAGAAAGUUUUUUUUUUUUUUUUUUUUUCCACUGUUAGAAGAGAUGUUUUAAUCUAAUGUUUGCAAUUUAAAGACCUUGGGCUUCAUCACACCAGAAUCCAAAAUAACAUUUGGAGUAAAAUUGGUUCAUUUCAGAGGAAACAGGGGAUUCACCCAACAGGGAGGAAGUGAAUUGCAUCACAUCUUGCACAUCAUCUUUAACUUUGAAAUAUUUGUGCAAAUAAACAAAAGCAAAAGAAGUCCUGAGACGAUGUCUCGCCAGGAGUAAAAGCUGAAGAGGCUGCUUUGUACAGUUAUGAGUUUAAACAGCAGAAGCACAGAUAUAUGCAUAUUCGAGUCAAGUGGGAGUAGCAAUGUAUUUUUCAUUCUGUAAAUACUGAAAGUAUAGUUUAUAUUCAAUCGUGUUUAUUGUGUCCGCAUAGAAAUGUAACUAAGGAUUUUGGAAGAUUACACUACAUCUGUAACUUGAAUUGUUUUUGCACCUUUAACAGUCCCUAUGAAAACUUAACUUAAAAUGAUUUAUGAAAAAGUAUUUAUUGAAGACUCGCACGCUUACACCCACAUGAACAGAUAACCUUUGAAAAGCUAUGACUCCUACCUCUUCGCACAUGUCAAACAUUUUGUUGCUAUGUGUUACUCGUGAUGGUUUGUUUUGAAUAAAGUUUUACAAUCAA
This is a messenger RNA of Paralichthys olivaceus (Japanese flounder), 3155 nucleotides long. RefSeq names its product transmembrane protein 106Bb (gene tmem106bb). The record is from RefSeq and is a predicted model, not a curated record. NCBI's taxonomy places the organism in Eukaryota, Metazoa, Chordata, Actinopteri, Pleuronectiformes, Paralichthyidae.